Molecule: messenger RNA, 880 nt
Organism: Setaria italica (foxtail millet)
Lineage: Eukaryota; Viridiplantae; Streptophyta; Magnoliopsida; Poales; Poaceae
Product: major allergen Api g 1, isoallergen 1
Exons: 2
Coding region: 95-580 (161 amino acids)
Biological process (GO): abscisic acid-activated signaling pathway; defense response
Cellular component (GO): cytoplasm; nucleus
Molecular function (GO): signaling receptor activity; protein phosphatase inhibitor activity; abscisic acid binding
Source: RefSeq, a predicted model, not a curated record
UAUCCAGAACACACAAUCACAAAAGCCCUCUCAUCAGUGACCAGUACGUCUUUACUGAUCAGUGACAACUUGUGAGCAACUGACUACUAGCACCAUGGUCGCCUGCAGCGUCACGGAGGAGUGCCCGGUGGCCGUGUCGGCCGAGCUGCUGUGGAAGGUUUUCCUCGCCGGCGACGCGUCCAUCAUGACCAAGGCCUGCGUCGGCAUGAUCGACGCCGUGGAGGUCGAGGGCGACGGCGGGCCCGGGAGCGUCACCACCAUGAAGCUCAACCCGUCCGUGGGUGACGCGAAGGUGUUCAAGACCCGGUUGCUGGCGCGCGACGCGGCGGCGCUCGUGGUGAGGUCGGAGAUGGUGGUGGAGGGCGGCGAGGUGGCGGCGAAGCUCAAGUCGCAGGUGUCGGAGCUGAAGGUGGUGCCGGCCGGCGAGGGCGCCUGCGUGUGCAAGGUCACGGUGGAGUACGAGCGCCUGGACGGCACGCCGCUGGCGCCGGAGGACCAGGCCAAGCUCGUCCAUGGCUACCUGGGCCUCAUCAAGAAGGUGGAGGAGUACAUCGUCGCGCACCCCGGCGAGUUCGCCUGAGCGCCGCCGGCCGCACGGGAGAAUCGCCGUCGUGGCGAUCGGGGGAAUCAGUAUUACGUAAAUGGUGGUGAUCACGUAUUCACGCCCACGGGUGUCUUGAUUUUGAAUAAUGAGAGGAAGUGACGAUCCUCUGCUUGUGGUUGUGGAGGAAACAGCAGUUUCGAUUCUGUGAGAACUGAGAACACAGUGUAUGUUCUACUGUUGUGUGUGUGUGUGUGUGUGUGUGUGUGUGCCCGUUCCGUGCUCAUAAGGAGCAUUUUGAUUUGGAAUAAUGAGAGGAAGUGAUACUCUUUAUAUUUA